UGGUGUUCGCCCGCUCUAAAUUCCGUCCGGCGCUCGCGCGGCCCGGACUCUUUCAAAUAAUCCUAUUUUAAUAUAGGAAAUAAUAUCCGAAAUUCGACUGGAAAGGCCACCUUUGUGUUAAUUGAAAACGUGUUGUGAAAAUGUGUGAACAGUGCAUACAACGAUAAUUUAUGGAUGUAUGAUAUUUCUUGAUAUGCACAACGAGAGUAAUGACAAAUAAUUACACAUAAUUUGACACUCGAGUGACAAAAGAAACCAAAAUGGCGGAAGCUGAGGGAGGAGCGAGUGAGCAGGAUGAUGUUUCAUUCUUACGAACGGAAGACAUGGUCUGCCUGUCUUGCACGGCGACCGGGGAGCGCGUGUGCCUCGCAGCUGAAGGAUUCGGUAACAGGCACUGCUUCCUUGAAAACAUCGCCGAUAAGAACAUACCGCCUGAUCUUUCGCAGUGCGUGUUUGUUAUCGAACAGGCUUUGUCAGUAAGAGCUCUACAAGAACUCGUCACAGCGGCGGGCUCGGAAACUGGUAAAGGCACUGGUUCUGGCCAUAGAACUCUUCUUUACGGAAAUGCUAUUCUUUUACGGCAUCUCAACAGUGAUAUGUAUUUGGCCUGUCUAUCAACAUCAUCGUCUCAAGAUAAAUUAGCUUUCGAUGUAGGUCUUCAAGAACAUUCUCAUGGUGAGGCCUGCUGGUGGACGCUACAUCCUGCUAGCAAGCAAAGAUCUGAGGGUGAAAAAGUUCGAGUUGGUGACGAUUUGAUUCUCGUAUCAGUUGCUACUGAAAGAUAUUUGCACACGACGAAAGAGAACGAGGUGUCGAUAGUGAACGCGUCGUUCCACGUGACGCACUGGUCGGUGCAGCCGUACGGCACCGGCAUCUCGCGCAUGAAGUACGUCGGCUACGUGUUCGGGGGGGACGUCCUGCGGUUCUUCCAUGGGGGGGACGAGUGCCUCACCAUACCCAGCUCCUGGACCAAGGAGGGCGGGCAGAACAUUGUAGUAUACGAAGGGGGGUCAGUGAUGUCACAAGCCAGAUCGCUAUGGCGUCUAGAAUUGGCUCGUACAAAGUGGGCUGGUGGUUUCAUCAACUGGUACCACCCCAUGAGGAUCAGACACAUCACUACUGGACGGUACCUUGGAGUUAAUGACCAGAACGAGCUAUAUUUAGUUAGCAGGGACGAAGCAACAACAGCUUCCUGCGCGUUUUGCCUUCGACAAGAGAAAGAUGAUCAGAAGGUAGUCCUAGAAGACAAGGACUUAGAAGUAAUUGGAGCACCCAUCAUCAAAUACGGUGACUCUACUGUGAUCGUACAGCAUUCUGAGACUGGACUUUGGUUGUCUUAUAAGUCAUAUGAAACAAAGAAAAAAGGCGUUGGUAAGGUAGAAGAGAAACAAGCCAUCCUACAUGAAGAAGGUAAAAUGGACGACGGUCUAGACUUUUCCAGAUCUCAAGAAGAGGAAUCUAGAACUGCGAGAGUUAUAAGGAAAUGUUCUUCGUUGUUUACUAAAUUUAUUAAUGGCCUUGAAACAUUACAAGAAAACCGACGCCACUCAAUGUUCUUCGCGUCCGUCAAUUUAGGAGAGAUGGUGAUGUGUUUGGAAGAUUUGAUCAACUACUUCGCACAGCCUGAUGAAGACAUGGAGCACGAAGAAAAACAAAACAAGAUUCGCGCUCUCCGCAAUCGCCAGGACCUAUUCCAGGAGGAAGGUAUCCUCAACCUGAUCCUGGAGGCCAUCGACAAGAUCAACGUCAUCACCUCACAGGGCUUCCUCGCUGGAUUCCUCGCGGGCGAUGAGUCUGGACAGAGCUGGGAAAUGAUAUCUGCCUACCUGUAUCAGUUACUGGCGGCCAUCAUAAAGGGUAAUCACACGAACUGCGCCCAAUUUGCCAAUUCGAACCGUCUGAACUGGCUCUUCUCCCGACUGGGAUCACAAGCAUCUGGUGAAGGGACAGGGAUGCUGGAUGUACUGCACUGUGUGCUUAUUGACUCGCCCGAGGCUUUGAAUAUGAUGAGGGACGAGCACAUAAAGGUGAUAAUCUCGCUGCUGGAGAAGCACGGCCGCGACCCCAAGGUACUGGACGUGCUGUGCUCGCUGUGCGUGGGCAACGGAGUGGCCGUGCGCUCCUCGCAGAACAACAUCUGCGACUACCUGCUGCCGGGCAAGAACCUGCUGCUGCAGACCGCGCUGGUGGACCACGUCUCCAGUGUCCGCCCAAAUAUCUUCGUGGGCCGUGUGGAGGGUUCCGCAGUUUAUCAGAAGUGGUACUUCGAAGUGACGAUGGACCACAUCGAGAAGACCACCCACAUGAUGCCACAUCUCAGAAUCGGGUGGGCUAAUACGAGCGGCUACGUCCCACACCCGGGAGGGGGUGAGAAGUGGGGCGGUAACGGUGUAGGAGACGACCUCUACUCGUACGGUUUCGAUGGAGCGUACCUUUGGUCCGGUGGAAGAAAGACACCAGUCAACAGGACUCAUGCCGAGGAACCUUUUAUUAGGAAAGGUGACGUUAUCGGCUGUGCUCUGGACCUGACGGUUCCUCUCAUCAACUUCAUGUUCAACGGAGCGCGCGUCACCGGUUCUUUCACUAACUUUAACCUCGAGGGCAUGUUCUUUCCCGUCAUCAGCUGCUCCAGCAAGUUAAGUUGCCGCUUCCUCCUUGGUGGUGAACACGGUCGUCUCCGAUACGCGGCUCCUGAAGGAUAUUCACCCCUCGUAGAAUCAUUAUUGCCUCAACAAAUCCUGAAUCUGGAACCUUGUUUCUACUUCGGUAACUUAGCCAAAAGGGCGUUAGCUGGACCGCCUUUAGUGCAAGAUGACACAGCAUUUGUACCGACCCCCGUGGAUACAUUAUCUAUUACACUACCAACCUACAUCGAACAAAUCAGAGACAAACUGGCCGAAAAUAUUCAUGAAAUGUGGGCGAUGAAUAAGAUCGAGGCGGGCUGGAGCUACGGCGCGGCGCGCGACGACGGGCGGCGCGUGCACCCGUGCCUCGUGCCCUUCGAGCGCCUGCCGCCCGCCGAGCGGCGCUACGACGUGCAGCUGGCCGUGCAGACGCUCAAAACAAUUCUCGCUUUGGGCUACUACAUUAGCUUGGAUAAGCCUCCAGCGCGUAUUCGUAACGUUCGUCUGCCAAACGAACCAUUCAUGCAAUCAAACGGGUACAAACCAGCUCCUCUAGAUCUGAGCGCUGUCACCCUGACACCGAAGAUGGAUGAGCUGGUGGACCAGCUCGCGGAGAACACCCACAACCUGUGGGCGAGGGAGAGGAUCCAGCAGGGGUGGACGUAUGGGCUCAAUGAGGAUUCAGAUAUGCACAGAUCACCACAUCUCGUACCGUAUCCAAAAGUCGAUGACGCGAUCAAAAAAGCCAACCGCGACACGGCGUCCGAAACUGUCAGAACGCUUCUGGUAUACGGAUACAAUCUCGACCCACCGACUGGUGAACAUCAAGAAGCCUUAUUAGCUGAAGCAUCGAAACAGAAGCAAGCAGACUUCAGAACAUACAGAGCUGAGAAGAACUAUGCUGUUAGUUCUGGAAAAUGGUAUUUUGAAUUCGAAAUCCUCACCGCUGGCCCCAUGAGGGUUGGUUGGGCUCACGCAGACAUGGCGCCCGGUAUGAUGUUAGGACAAGAUGAAAAUUCUUGGGCAUUUGACGGCUACAAUGAGGAAAAAGUGUUCUCCGGUAGUACGGAGUCGUUUGGCAAGCAAUGGGCGGUGGGGGACGUUGUAGGAGUUUUCCUUGAUCUCAUUGACAAGACGAUAAGUUUCUCCCUAAACGGAGAAUUAUUGAUGGACGCUCUGGGCGGGGAGACGACAUUUGCUGAUGUUCAGGGAGACAACUUCGUGCCAGCUUGUACUCUUGGAGUUGGACAAAAAGCUAGGCUUUCGUACGGUCAAGAUGUAAAUUCUCUUAAAUACUUCACGACGUGUGGUCUUCAAGAAGGAUAUGAGCCGUUCUGUGUGAAUAUGAAUCGUGACGUCACACACUGGUAUACGAAGGACCAACCGAUAUUCGAAAAUACGGAUGAAAUGGCUGACACUAGAAUUGAUGUUACCAGGAUACCAGCUGGGUCUGAAACCCCUCCAUGUCUCAAAAUAUCACACAAUACAUUUGAGACAAUGGAAAAAGCUAACUGGGAAUUUCUUCGUCUGUCUUUGCCAGUUAUCUGCCAAGCAGAAUUUAUUGAUGAAAACGAGAAAGCCCGUCGUUGGGUAGAAAUAAAGGAACGCCAACAGAUCCUGAUGAAGGAAGCCACGGAGGCUCAGAUGCCGGCGCACAUCGACCAGAUCAUGAGGAGCGGGUUCACCAUGAACGAUAUUAAGGGUCUGCACCUUGAUGAGAAUCAAGAAGAAAUGCCGACUUCAAAGACCAAAAAACAACCCUCACGACCCCCAAGGAAAACUUCCAUCCCCCGCGGGGUUACGAUACAGGAUUACAAUUUUCAACCAGGGACAGCAAAUGGUAUGCCACGGUCUACAAGUGAAGCUGAAAUGGCCAAAUAUGAACUCGGUGUUCAGAAUCUACCCGAUGAUAAGAAAGCUGAUAAGAGAGGAAGAUCUCCAUUCAAAUUCUUCAGAAGUAAGCGUGCAGAAAGCGGCGAACGAACGAAAUCACGUAAAUCAAAAACACCAGAUCCUUUCAGUGACACUGAAGUAUCUCCCGAGAGGGGGCCGAGGCGACCCAACCCACAGAUAAGAAUAUCUCAAGCGAACCAAAGAUAUAAUAACAUGCAAGCUAGACCCAGUAGACCCAACUUAUAUGGAAGUCAGACAGGCUUGAAUACCAAUCUCACGGUAGCAACUCCCCCACAAGAGCGUAAACAAAUGACCACUGGGGCGCUGUCGGCCGCCGCCACUGAGACCAUCGGCAAUGAGAUCUUUGACGCGGACUGCUUGAAGCUCAUCAAUGAGUACUUCUACGGUGUUAGGAUUUUUCCCGGUCAAGAUCCAACUCACGUGUACAUUGGCUGGGUGACUACCCAGUACCACUUGCACUCGAAGGAUUUCAACCAGAACAAAGUGACCAAAUCAUCCGUCAUCAUCACCGACGAUUACGAUCGUGUUAUUGAAAGCGUAAACCGCCAGUCGUGCUACAUGGUACGCGCGGAUGAGUUGUACAACGAAGUGAUGGCGGAGGCGACGGCGAAGGGCGCCUCGCAGGGAAUGUUCAUCGGUUGUUCCGUGGACACGUCCACCGGCACCGUGGCCUUCACCUGCGAGGGCAAGGACACCAGCAUCAAGUUCAAGAUGGAACCGGAAACAAAACUCUUCCCAGCAAUAUUCGUAGAGGCGACGUCAAGGGAAAUCCUCCAGAUCGAACUGGGCCGCUCGUCCACCAGCCUACCUCUGAGCGCCGCGGUGCUGCCCACUAGCGACAAACACGUCAACCCGCAGUUCCCGCCGCGGUUGAAAGUGCAGUGCUUGAAACCUCACCAGUGGGCUAGGGUACCAAACCAAUCGCUGCAAGUUCACGCUCUGAAGCUGUCUGACAUCCGCGGGUGGUCCAUGUUGUGUGAGGACGCGGUCUCCAUGCUGGCUCUACACAUACCUGAGGAAGAUCGUUGUAUAGAUAUCCUGGAAUCCAUAGAAAUGGAUAAAUUACUGAGUUUCCACUCGCACACCCUCACACUGUAUGCAGCGCUAUGUUAUCAGAGCAAUUACAGGGCGGCGCACGCGCUGUGCCGCCACGUGGACCAGAAGCAGCUGCUGUACGCGAUCCAGUCGCAGUACAUGUCGGGCCCGCUGCGCCAGGGCUUCUACGACCUGCUCAUCGCGCUGCACCUGGAGAGCCACGCCACCACCAUGGAAGCGUGUAAAAAUGAAUUCGUAAUACCACUCGGACCAGAACUGAAAGGGCUCUACGAAGACCCAGAGAUGGGACACAGUCUCAGGUCGCUGCAAACGGAGAGCGUUAGACCCCAAAUGAAGAUGACUGACAUCGCCGAGAGCAUCACGGAGAUCAGCAACCUGUACUCGCCGCACUUCCCGCUGGAGGUGGUGCGCGAGUUCGUGAUGGCGGCGCUGGCGGACGCCGUGCUGGCCAACCAGGUGCACAACCGCGACCCCGUGGGCGGCAGCAACGAGAACCUCUUCCUACCGCUGAUCAAACUUGUCGAUCGUCUUCUCCUCGUGGGUAUGAUGAGGGACGAAGAUGUUGAGAAGCUACUCAUCAUGAUCAACCCUGAGACUUGGGACCCGACGUUUGAUAAAGAAGGUAAAGACGAACAUCGCAAAGGUCUCCUGCACAUGAAAAUGGCGGAAGGUGCCAAGUUACAAAUGUGUUACUUAUUGCAACAUCUCAACGACAUCCAGUUGAGGCACAGAGUGGAGUACAUCAUCGCUUUUGCACAUGACUUUGUUGGCGACCUGCAAUCUGAUCAACUUAGACGUUACACAGAAAUCAAACAGUCAGAUCUACCGAGCGCAGUCGCUGCCAAGAAAACGAAGGAGUUCCGCUGUCCGCCGCGAGAACAGAUGAACGCUAUUCUAAGUUUCAAGCACUUGGAAGACGACGACCCAGAAAACUGCCCCUGCGGCGAGGAGCUGGUCUCCUGCAUGAACGAGUUCCACGAGAGCCUCAUGACGCACGUCUCUCUCAGCGCUCUGCAAGAACCUGAUGGAGAUGAGUCAACGGAACCACAAACGAAACCUGGACCGAUUGGGAAACUUUACAAUAUUAUUAACACUGUCAAAGAAUUAGAAGAGGAACCCAAGGCAAUCGUAGAACCGCCAAAGAAGUCUCCAGAAGAAAAAUUCAGGAAAGUUCUAAUUCAGACUAUUGUGAGUUGGGCGGAGGAGUCACAAAUCGAAACACCGAAACUUGUCAGAGAAAUGUUCAGUCUACUGGUCCGGCAGUACGACGCAGUAGGCGAACUAAUCCGUGCUUUGGAGAAGACGUACGUCAUCAACGCGAAGACCAAACUGGACGUGGCCGAGAUGUGGGUCGGCCUCAGCCAGAUCCGGGCGCUGCUGCCCGUGCAGAUGAGCCAGGAGGAGGAAGAGCUCAUGCGGAAGAGGCUCUGGAAACUGGUGAACAAUCACACAUUCUUCCAGCAUCCAGAUCUGAUCAGGGUGCUCCGCGUGCACGAGAACGUGAUGGCGGUGAUGAUGAACACGCUCGGGCGCCGCGCGCAGGCGCAGUCCGACGCGCCCGCCGCCGCGCCGCCGGCGCCGGACGACAAGGAGAAGGACACGUCACACGAAAUGGUCGUAGCUUGCUGUCGAUUUCUCUGCUACUUCUGUCGUACCGGUCGACAGAACCAGAAGGCCAUGUUCGACCACUUCGACUUUCUACUUGAAAACUCAAACAUCCUGCUCUCAAGACCUUCGCUCAGAGGCUCUACGCCCCUUGACGUCGCUUAUUCCAGUUUGAUGGAAAAUACAGAACUGGCUCUCGCUUUAAGAGAACAUUACUUGGAGAAGAUAGCGGUAUAUCUGUCCCGUUGUGGUCUUCAAAGCAAUUCAGAGUUGAUAGAGAAAGGCUACCCUGACCUCGGCUGGGAUCCAGUGGAAGGUGAACGUUAUUUGGACUUCCUGAGAUUCUGUGUUUGGGUAAAUGGCGAAAGUGUUGAAGAAAACGCGAACCUCGUUAUCCGUCUUCUAAUCCGAAGACCAGAAUGCUUGGGACCAGCGCUGAGGGGUGAAGGAGAAGGUUUGCUGAAAGCGAUAGUCGAUGCGAACAAAAUGAGUGAGCGAAUAGCUGAUAGACGAAAACUGAGAGAAAUGGAGCAAGAAGGAGAUAUUAACUUCAGCCACCCGCUGCCGCAGUCGGACGACGACGAGGACUACAUCGACACGGGCGCCGCCAUCCUCAACUUCUACUGCACGCUCGUCGACCUGCUGGGCCGCUGCGCGCCCGACGCCGCCGUCAUCGCGCUGGGUAAAAACGAAUCUCUCAGAGCGAGAGCUAUUCUGAGAUCUCUGGUACCAUUAGAAGACUUGCAAGGAGUGCUUAGUCUUCGCUUCACGCUAAACAAUCCCGCUGCAGGCGAAGAAAGACCUAAAUCUGAUAUGCCUUCCGGCCUCAUCCCUGGUCACAAACAGAGCGUGGGUCUCUUCUUGGAGCGCGUGUAUGGCAUUGAAACACAGGAACUGUUCUAUCGGCUGUUGGAAGAAGCUUUUCUGCCUGAUCUGAGAGCAGCCACUAUGUUAGAUAGGAACGACGGUUGCGAGUCCGACAUGGCGUUGUCCAUGAACCGUUACAUCGGCAACUCCAUCUUGCCACUUUUGAUCAAGCACGCUAACUUCUACAACGAAGCCGAAAACUACGCCAGCUUGUUAGAUGCCACACUGCAUACUGUUUACAGGCUGUCGAAGAACCGCAUGCUGACGAAGGGCCAGCGCGAGGCGGUGUCGGACUUCCUGGUGGCGCUGACGGCCGCCAUGCAGCCCUCCAUGCUGCUCAAGCUGCUGCGCAAGCUCACCGUCGACGUGUCGCGCCUCUCCGAGUACACCACCGUCGCGCUAAGGCUGCUGACGCUGCACUACGAGCGCUGCGCCAAGUACUACGGCAGCACGGGCGGCCAGGGCGUGUACGGCGCCUCGUCGGACGAGGAGAAGCGCCUCACCAUGAUGCUGUUCUCCAACAUCUUCGACUCGCUCAGCAAGAUGGACUACGAGCCCGAGCUCUUCGGGAAGGCGUUGCCCUGCCUCAUCGCUAUCGGUUGUGCUCUACCUCCUGACUAUUCGCUUUCGAAGAACUACGACGACGAAUUUUACGGAAAGGAAACACAAGCUACAGGCGCGGACAACCCGCAGUACGACCCGCAGCCCAUCAACACGUCGUCGGUGGCGCUCAACAACGACCUCAACACCAUCGUGCAGAAGUUCUCCGAGCACUACCACGACGCCUGGGCCUCGAGGAAAAUCGAAAAUGGUUGGGUUUACGGAGACUCGUGGUCCGACAGUCAGAAAAGCCACCCGCGUCUCAAACCCUACAACAUGCUUAAUGACUAUGAAAAAGAGCGCUACAAGGAACCAGUGCGCGAGUCGCUAAAAGCUCUGCUGGCCAUCGGCUGGUCCGUCGAGCACUCGGAGGUGGACCUGCCCAGCACCAACCGCAGCUCCAUGCGCCGGCAGUCCAAGAGUGGCAUCACGGAUUCAGCGACGCCCUUCAACUACAACCCCCACCCAGUGGACAUGACCAACUUGACUCUCUCGAGAGAGAUGCAGAACAUGGCGGAGAGGUUAGCAGAAAACGCGCAUGACAUCUGGGCGAAGAAGAAGAAAGAAGAAUUGGUUACUAAUGGAGGUGGAAUUCAUCCUCAAUUAGUCCCAUACGAUCUUCUAACGGAUAAAGAAAAGAAGAAAGAUCGAGAACGUUCUCAGGAAUUCCUGAAAUAUCUCCAAUACCAAGGCUACAAGCUACACAGACCGAAAACAGCGCAAGGAGACACGGAACAGACAACUACUGGCGUAGCGAUAGAACUCAGAUUCGCGUAUUCUUUACUAGAGAAACUGAUUCAGUAUAUAGACAGAGCCACAAUCAACAUGAAACUCCUGAAACCUUCCACUACCUUCAGCAGACGUAGCAGUUUUAAAACAAGUACGAGGGAUAUCAAAUUCUUUUCCAAGGUGGUACUUCCUCUAAUGGAGAAGUACUUCUCCACUCACCGGAACUACUUCAUCGCGGUGGCGACCGCUACCAACAACGUGGGGGCGGCGAGUCUGAAGGAAAAGGAAAUGGUUGCCGCUCUAUUCUGCAAACUGGCUAGUUUGCUAAGAUCCAGGCUAGCGGCCUUCGGUCCAGACGUACGGAUAACGGUCCGCUGUCUCCAAGUCCUAGUGAAGGGCAUCGAUGCGAAGUCCCUCGUGAAGAACUGCCCCGAGUUCAUCCGCACGUCCAUGCUAACCUUUUUCAACAAUGUGGCUGACGACCUUGGACACACCAUCAUGAACUUGAAAGACGGCAAGUACUCGCACCUGCGCGGCACGCACCUGAAAACGUCGACGUCGCUGGGCUACAUCAACGGCGUGCUGCUGCCCGUGCUCACCGCCAUGUUCGACCACCUCGCCAACUGCGAGUACGGCGCCGACCUGCUGCUCGAUGAAAUCCAAGUGGCGUCAUACAAAAUGCUCGGUUCCCUAUACACGCUUGGUACGGACGUCGGUCUCACUCAUGACAGGAAGUAUCUGAAGACCGAAAUAGAAAGACAUAAGCCGGCAUUGGGUUCGUGCUUAGGAGCCUUCAGUUCGACAUUCCCAGUAGCUUUCCUCGAGCCUCAUCUCAACAAACACAAUCAGUUCUCGUUGUUGAACCGCAUCGCCGACCACUCGCUUGAAGCACAAGACAUAAUGGCCAAGAUGGAGCAGUCAAUGCCGACGCUAGAAACGAUCCUGGGCGAAGUGGACCAGUUCGUAGAAUCGGACAAGACGUACGCCGGCGCGCCGCACAUCAUCGACGUAGUGCUGCCGCUGCUGUGCUCCUACCUGCCCUUCUGGUGGGCGCAGGGGCCCGACAACGUCACGCCCACGGCGGGUAACCACGUAACGAUGGUAACGGCGGAACACAUGAACCAAGUCCUGAAGAACGUACUCAAACUCAUCAAGAAGAACAUCGGCAAUGAGAGUGCCCCAUGGAUGACUCGUAUCGCGACUUACACGCAACAGAUUAUCAUCAAUAGUUCCGAAGAACUGCUCAGAGAGUCCUUCCUGCCUCUCGCUGAGAGGGUCCGCAAGAGGACCGACAAUAUGUUCCACAAGGAGGAGAGCUUGAGAGGUUUUAUUAAGUCAUCAACGGACGACACCUCGCAAGUAGAGUCUCAGAUACAAGAAGACUGGCAACUUUUAGUUCGAGAUAUUUACUCGUUCUAUCCCUUGCUUAUAAAGUACGUCGACUUGCAGAGGAACCACUGGUUAAGAAACAAUGUACCAGAGGCGGAAGAGUUAUACAAUCAUGUGGCAGAAAUAUUCAACAUUUGGUCGAAGAGUCAGUACUUCCUGAAAGAAGAACAAAACUUCAUAUCUGCGAAUGAAAUCGACAAUAUGGUGUUGAUAAUGCCUACCGCAACUCGAAGAGUCACCACUGUCGUUGAUGGGACACCGCAAGGCGGUGGAAAGAAAAAGAAAAAGCAUCGUGACAAGAAGAGGGACAAAGACAAGGAGGUCCAAGCGUCGCUCAUGGUCGCUUGUCUGAAGAGACUGUUGCCGGUUGGCCUCAACCUCUUCGCUGGCAGAGAACAGGAGCUUGUUCAACACUGCAAGGAUCGCUUCUUAAAGAAAAUGUCAGAACAAGAUGUUGCCGAAUUUGCCAAAACACAGCUAACAUUGCCAGAUAAGAUCGACCCAGCCGAUGAAAUGUCCUGGCAACACUACCUCUACAGCAAAUUGGGAUCCAAGAGCAAGACUACCGUCACUGUGGAGACUUCCGAAAAUAAGGCAAAAAUCAUCGACGAUACAGUGGAACGCAUUGUAGCAAUGAGCAAAGUGUUGUUCGGUUUGCAUAUGAUCGAUCACCCCCAACAAAUGAGUAAAAACGUGUACCGUUCCGUCGUUUCGAUACAACGUAAACGCGCUGUCAUCGCCUGCUUCAGGCAGACCUCUCUACACUCGUUACCAAGACAUCGAGCGUGUAACAUUUUCGCUCGGACAUACUACGAGCUAUGGCUGGAAGAAGAAAAUAUUGGACAAGAAGUUAUGAUAGAGGAUUUAACGCAAUCGUUCGAGGACGCGGAGCUGAAGAAGAGCGACGUGGUGGAGGAGGAGGGCAAGCCGGACCCGCUGACGCAGCUCGUGACCACGUUCUGCCGCGGGGCCAUGACCGAGCGCUCCGGCGCGCUGCAGGAAGAUCCACUGUACAUGUCCUAUGCGCAUAUAAUUGCAAAGUCCUGUGGAGAAGAAGAGGAAGAGGGAGGAGAGGAAGAAGAGGGGGGUGGAGGGGAGGCUGAGGCGGGCGAGGAUGAAGGCGGAGCUAGUAUACAUGAGCAAGAGAUGGAGAAGCAGAAGCUGCUGUUCCACCAGGCGCGGCUGGCGGCGCGCGGGGUGGCCGAGAUGGUGCUGCUGCACAUCUCCGCCAGCAAGGGCGUGCCCAGCGACAUGGUCAUGAAGACGCUGCAGCUCGGCAUCUCCAUCCUGCGCGGCGGCAACAUCGACAUCCAGAUGGGUAUGCUCAAUCACCUGAAGGACAAGAAAGACGUCGGCUUCUUUACUUCAAUUGCUGGUCUCAUGAACUCCUGUUCAGUUCUCGACUUGGACGCUUUUGAACGGAACACUAAAGCUGAAGGAUUGGGAGUCGGUUUAGAAGGUGCGGCGGGAGAGAAAAACAUGCACGAUGCUGAGUUCACUUGUGCUCUGUUCCGAUUUAUACAACUUACUUGUGAAGGUCAUAAUUUGGAGUGGCAGAAUUACCUCCGAACGCAGGCCGGCAACACCACCACGGUGAACGUGGUGAUCUGCACCGUGGACUACCUGCUGCGCCUGCAGGAGUCCAUCAUGGACUUCUACUGGCACUACUCCAGCAAGGAAUUAAUAGACCCAGCAGGAAAAGCGAAUUUCUUUAAAGCAAUUGGCGUUGCUUCGCAAGUGUUCAACACGCUCACUGAGGUCAUUCAAGGUCCUUGUACUCAGAACCAACAAGCUCUGGCACAUUCGAGAUUAUGGGACGCAGUGGGCGGUUUCCUCUUCCUGUUCUCUCACAUGCAGGACAAGUUGUCGAAGCACUCGUCUCAAGUGGACCUGCUGAAGGAGCUCCUCAACUUGCAGAAAGACAUGAUCACCAUGAUGCUGUCCAUGCUCGAGGGGAACGUUGUCAAUGGGACAAUCGGUAAACAGAUGGUGGACACACUGGUUGAAUCAGCGUCGAACGUAGAACUGAUAUUGAAGUACUUCGACAUGUUCCUGAAACUAAAGGAUUUGACAUCAAGCGCCAGUUUUAAGGAAAUUGACACUAAUAGCGACGGUUGGGUUCUACCGAAGGACUUUAAGGAGAAAAUGGAACAACAGAAGAGCUAUACUCCAGAAGAAAUCGAGUUCCUCCUAGCGUGUUGUGAAACAAAUCACGAUGGUAAAUUAGACUACGUUGGCUUCUGUGAUCGUUUCCACGAACCAGCCAAAGAAAUUGGUUUCAACCUUGCUGUUCUACUCACCAACUUAUCGGAGCACAUGCCUAACGAACCUAGAUUAGCUCGCUUCCUUGAGACUGCAGGUUCCGUGUUGAACUACUUCGAACCAUUCCUAGGCCGUAUCGAGAUUAUGGGCGGUUCCAAACGAAUAGAGCGCGUGUAUUUCGAAAUCAAGGAGUCCAACAUUGAACAGUGGGAGAAACCACAAAUUAAGGAAUCGAAGCGAGCGUUCUUCUACAGUAUCGUAACAGAAGGUGGUGAUAAGGAAAAGUUGGAAGCUUUCGUUAACUUUUGCGAGGACGCCAUCUUUGAAAUGACCCACGCGUCCGGUCUAAUGGCGGCCGGCGAUGACGCGGUCGGGGGGCCCAAGCAUCGUGAGGCCUACCACGUGUAUAUGGGCGAUGAUGAGGAAGAGAGAGCUGGAAAGGACCCAUUCCGUCGAGGUUAUCAAUCUGUGAAAGAAGGCAUCGCUGCUGCAUUUUCAUCCUUAUCACCAUCUAACAUAAAGUCUAGAAUCGCAGAUCUCCAACAGAUGCCUCCCGCGGAACUUGUCGUCGGCUUCUUUAAGCUAUUCUUUUACUUCUUCUACUACAUUGGAUACGGUUGUGUCGUUGUUUUGAGGUACGUGUGCGGAGUACUGCUGGGCCUCAUGCGCGGCCCGCAGACCGACGAGCCGCCUCCGGAACCAACGGAAGAGGAAAAAAUCGGUCCCCUUCGUCACUUACCGGCGUUACCAGUAGCGGACGAUACUGGACAAAUGCAAGUCUCUGCCUUCGGUCUGGAUAUCACUAAAGAAGACAAUGGCCAGUUACAAGUGAAGCCUCACGAGUCGCCCAGUACCUCCACUCCUUCUUCAGGCGAAGAGGCUGAAGUGUCACCCGAUGAAAGCGUUGAACACACAGAGGAACAGCAACCGCCUUCUCUUAUCGACCUCUUGGGAGGCGAGCAAGCGAAAAAACAAGAUCAAGAGCGUUUAGAAGCUCAGGCCGUUCAGCAGGCCGCCAUGUCCGCCAUCGAGGCCGAGAGCAAGAAGCAGAGCGUGGCGGGCCCCGCGCCGUCCGCGCUGGGCGCCGUGGACCUGUCGCAGUACACGCGGCGCGCCGUGUCCUUCCUGGCGCGCAACUUCUACAACCUCAAGUACGUGGCGCUCGUGCUCGCCUUCUGCAUCAACUUCGUGCUGCUCUUCUACAAGGUGUCUACAUUAGAAGUGGAACGAGGUGAGGGUUCCGGUAUCGGAGACAUUAUCAGCGGGUCGGGCUCUGGACAUGGAUCUGGUAGUGGAGAUGGUGGUAGCGGUGAGGGUGAUGAUGAUGACCCACUAGAAGUAGUGCUCAUAGAUGAAGACUUCUUCUAUAUGGAACAUGUAAUCAACGUCGCUGCUGUACUACAUUCGAUUGUGUCUCUGGCGAUAUUGAUUGGUUAUUAUCAUCUUAAGGUUCCGUUGGCUAUAUUCAAACGAGAAAAAGAAAUAGCACGUAAGCUUGAGUUUGACGGUCUGUACAUCGCGGAGCAACCUGAAGACGACGACCUCAAGAGCCAUUGGGACAAACUCGUGAUUUCUGCCAAAUCGUUCCCUGUCAACUAUUGGGAUAAGUUCAUCAAAAAGAAAGUUCGUGCGAAAUAUUCGGAGACGUAUGACUUCGACUCGAUUUCAAACAUGCUUGGAAUGGAGAAGACAUCGUUCUCUGCGCAGGAAGAUGAGGGCAGCAAGGGAUUCCUGCACUACAUCAUCAACAUCGACUGGCGCUACCAGGUGUGGAAGGCGGGCGUGACGAUCACGGACAACUCGUUCCUGUACUCGCUGUGGUACUUCAGCUUCUCGGUGAUGGGCAACUUCAACAACUUCUUCUUCGCCGCCCACCUGCUGGACGUGGCCGUGGGCUUCAAGACGCUGCGCACCAUCCUGCAGUCCGUCACCCACAACGGGAAACAGUUGGUCCUGACAGUGAUGCUGCUUACAAUCAUCGUGUACAUCUACACGGUGAUCGCGUUCAACUUCUUCCGCAAGUUCUACGUUCAAGAGGAAGAUGACGAAGUCAAUAGGAACUGUCACGAUAUGCUUACGUGCUUCGUGUUCAACCUGUACAAGGGUGUCCGCGCCGGUGGCGGCAUCGGCGACGAGCUGGAGCCGCCCGACGGAGACGACUCCGAGGUGUACCGCAUCAUCUUCGACAUCUCCUUCUUCUUCUUCGUCAUCGUCAUCCUGCUCGCCAUCCUGCAGGGUCAGUACACUCUAGAACCUUCGCUCUUGAGCUGGCCAGUGAACUCUAUCAUCGGCGACGAGCUGGAGCCGCCCGACGGAGACGACUCCGAGGUGUACCGCAUCAUCUUCGACAUCUCCUUCUUCUUCUUCGUCAUCGUCAUCCUGCUCGCCAUCCUGCAGGGUCAGUACACUCUAGAACCUUCGCUCUUGAGCUGGCCAGUGAACUCUAUCAUCGGCGACGAGCUGGAGCCGCCCGACGGAGACGACUCCGAGGUGUACCGCAUCAUCUUCGACAUCUCCUUCUUCUUCUUCGUCAUCGUCAUCCUGCUCGCCAUCCUGCAGGGUCAGUACACUCUAGAACCUUCGCUCUUGAGCUGGCCAGUGAACUCUAUCAUCGGCGACGAGCUGGAGCCGCCCGACGGAGACGACUCCGAGGUGUACCGCAUCAUCUUCGACAUCUCCUUCUUCUUCUUCGUCAUCGUCAUCCUGCUCGCCAUCCUGCAGGGUCAGUACACUCUAGAACCUUCGCUCUUGAGCUGGCCAGUGAACUCUAUCAUCGGCGACGAGCUGGAGCCGCCCGACGGAGACGACUCCGAGGUGUACCGCAUCAUCUUCGACAUCUCCUUCUUCUUCUUCGUCAUCGUCAUCCUGCUCGCCAUCCUGCAGGGUCAGUACACUCUAGAACCUUCGCUCUUGAGCUGGCCAGUGAACUCUAUCAUCGGCGACGAGCUGGAGCCGCCCGACGGAGACGACUCCGAGGUGUACCGCAUCAUCUUCGACAUCUCCUUCUUCUUCUUCGUCAUCGUCAUCCUGCUCGCCAUCCUGCAGGGUCAGUACACUCUAGAACCUUCGCUCUUGAGCUGGCCAGUGAACUCUAUCAUCGGCGACGAGCUGGAGCCGCCCGACGGAGACGACUCCGAGGUGUACCGCAUCAUCUUCGACAUCUACUUCUUCUUCUUCGUCAUCGUCAUCCUGCUCGCCAUCCUGCAGGGUCAGUACACUCUAGAACCUUCGCUCUUGAGCUGGCCAGUGAACUCUAUCAUCGGCGACGAGCUGGAGCCGCCCGACGGAGACGACUCCGAGGUGUACCGCAUCAUCUUCGACAUCUCCUUCUUCUUCUUCGUCAUCGUCAUCCUGCUCGCCAUCCUGCAGGGUCAGUACACUCUAGAACCUUCGCUCUUGAGCUGGCCAGUGAACUCUAUCAUCGGCGACGAGCUGGAGCCGCCCGACGGAGACGACUCCGAGGUGUACCGCAUCAUCUUCGACAUCUCCUUCUUCUUCUUCGUCAUCGUCAUCCUGCUCGCCAUCCUGCAGGGUUUGAUCAUCGACGCCUUCGGAGAGCUCCGUGACCAGUUGGAGUCAGUGAAGGAGGACAUGGAGUCCAACUGCUUCAUCUGCGGCAUUAAUAAAGAUUACUUUGAUAAGGUCCCGCACGGGUUCGACACCCACGUCCAGCGGGAACACAACCUCGCCAACUACAUGUUCUUCGUGAUGCAUCUCAUAAACAAACCAGACACCGAAUAUACAGGUCAAGAAACAUUCGUAUGGAACAUGUACACACAAAGAUGUUGGGACUUCUUCCCUGUGGGUGACUGCUUCAGAAAACAAUACGAAGACGUCAUGGGCGAAUAGGAAACACCAAAUAUCAGUCAAUUGUGUACCUAUCUCUUCAUAUCUGACUCUUUCAUUUAUAUAUAGAGUGAUAAGGACGACAAAUUGAUUUAAUAUUUGGUAAUGAUCUGUACAAAUGUUCUAUUAAACAUUUUAAUGUUAAAAAUUAAAGUAUCAAUUGUUGCUCAA
This is a messenger RNA of Melitaea cinxia (Glanville fritillary), 17063 nucleotides long. RefSeq names its product ryanodine receptor (gene RyR). Lineage: Eukaryota; Metazoa; Arthropoda; Insecta; Lepidoptera; Nymphalidae. The transcript has 111 exons. The record is from RefSeq and is a predicted model, not a curated record. Gene Ontology annotation, biological process: intracellular calcium ion homeostasis; calcium ion transmembrane transport. Bases 261 to 16895 code for a protein of 5544 amino acids. Gene Ontology annotation, molecular function: protein binding; ryanodine-sensitive calcium-release channel activity. Gene Ontology annotation, cellular component: smooth endoplasmic reticulum; sarcoplasmic reticulum membrane; sarcolemma.